AUGGCCAUACUCAGCCCGAAGACCUUCCCCCUGCUGCUCCUGCUGCACACGCAGCUCUGCCAUGCUCUCCCCAUCCUCACCGAGCCACCCAAAGAGAGCAGCAAAAACACUGUUCAGAAUUACCUAGAAAAGUUCUACCAAUUGCCCAAGACUCAGGAUCAAAUAGAAAGGAAGAACAAUGCUAAUGUGGUGGUUGAAAAGCUUAAAGAAAUGCAGCUGUUCUUUGGCUUGAAUGUGACAGGGAAGCCAGAUGCUGAAACCUUGGCGAUUAUGGAAAAACCUCGCUGUGGAGUGCCUGAUGUUGGUGAUUUUAUGUUAACCCCAGGAGAACCCAAGUGGAAACACACAGACCUGACCUAUAGGUGGAUUAGAAAUUACCCUUCCUAUUUGACACAAGCUGAUGUGGAAACAUAUAUCCAGAGAGCCUUUCAAAUCUGGAGUGGUGUGUCACCCCUGAGCUUCACCAAGAUCUCAGAAAGAGAAGCAGACAUCGAAAUUGGUUUUGUCCAAAGAGCGCAUGGUGACAAUUCUCCAUUUGAUGGGCCCAAUGGAAUACUAGCUCAUGCUUUUCAACCAGGACCAGGUCUUGGAGGAGAUGCCCAUUUUGAUGCAGAGGAAACAUGGACCACCUCCUCCGAGAAUUACAACUUGUUUCUUGUUGCUGCGCAUGAAUUUGGCCACUCCCUGGGGCUUUCUCACUCCUCUGAUGCGGGUGCCUUGAUGUAUCCGACCUACGCUUACAGUGACCCGAGCACGUAUUUGCUCCCUCAAGAUGACAUCAAUGGCAUCCAGACCAUCUACGGACCAUCAAACGACCCUAUCAAACCCACUGGACCAAGCACCCCCACAGCCUGUGACCCCAGAUUGACUUUUGAUGCUAUCACUACACUCCGAGGAGAAAUAUUUUUCUUUAAGGACAGGUACUUUUGGAGAAGACACCCCAAGCUACGCAGCGUGGAAAUGAACUCUAUCUCUCUAUUCUGGCCAGCCCUGCCAAAUGGAAUCCAAGCUGCUUAUGAAGAUUUUGACGAAGACUUAGUCUUCUUAUUUAAAGGCAACCAGUACUGGGCUCUGAAUGGCUAUGACAUUCAGCCAGGUUAUCCCAGGGAUAUCUCAAACUAUGGCUUCCCCAGCAGUAUCCAAGCCAUUGAUGCAGCUGUCUUCUACAGAAGAAAAACAUACUUCUUUAUCAAGAAUCAAUUCUGGAGAUAUGAUCAUGAAAAAAAAUCCAUGGACCCAGGAUAUCCCCAAAGCAUAGCAAGUACUUUUCAAAUAACAGAAAGUAGAAUUGAUGCAGUCUUCUAUCAGGAUUAUUUCUUCCUUUUCUUCAGUGGCCCAAGAUACUAUGCAUUUAGUCUUAAUGCCAAUAGAGUUACUAGAAUUGACAGAAGCAAUAAAUGGCUUAACUGUAGAUAA
Echinops telfairi (small Madagascar hedgehog) is the source of this 1416-nucleotide messenger RNA. RefSeq names its product matrix metallopeptidase 8 (gene MMP8). The record is from RefSeq and is a predicted model, not a curated record. Gene Ontology annotation, molecular function: zinc ion binding; metalloendopeptidase activity. NCBI's taxonomy places the organism in Eukaryota, Metazoa, Chordata, Mammalia, Afrosoricida, Tenrecidae. The transcript is spliced from 10 exons. Gene Ontology annotation, biological process: collagen catabolic process; proteolysis; extracellular matrix organization. Gene Ontology annotation, cellular component: extracellular matrix. The coding region runs from base 1 to 1416 and encodes 471 amino acids.